This is a messenger RNA of Lottia gigantea (owl limpet), 1257 nucleotides long. RefSeq lists its product as hypothetical. NCBI's taxonomy places the organism in Eukaryota, Metazoa, Mollusca, Gastropoda, Lottiidae. The record is from RefSeq and is a predicted model, not a curated record. The coding region runs from base 1 to 1257 and encodes 418 amino acids. The transcript has 3 exons.
AUGAACGAGGCCUUUACCGGACUUGCUGAAGAAAAACGAAAGCUCCCGGAGGAAUUUAUCAUUCCCAAGAAGAAAGCCCGUCGUCGAGUGUCUGACACUUCUUCAGAUGAGGCUGAAAAAUAUUUUAUUGCCAUGGCUAAUGUUAAUCGGCCAAAGUCCUAUAAAGUUCCAGAUAAGGAAAAUACAAACCGCUCCCAACUUGACGAAGGUCAAGGUGACGGGGGUGCCAGUAGUAGUUUCGAUAGUUUUCUUGACAACGUUGAAGACGAGCUACAACUUUGCUCUAAAUCAGGACAGAAAAUCAAUGAUAAAUUAGCCAAGUUUGUCACUAAACGAUUCGAGACACGACUAUCAUUCGACAAACUCAAAGAACGAAUUGAUAAAUACAGUAUACCCCGUAAUUGCGAGGGUGUUUAUGUGCCUGAGGUAAAUUUACCAAUCAAGUCGAAGCUCAACCGUUUUAUCAGAGGUUUGGAUACUUGCACUUCUAAUAUACAGAGAACAAUUGUUACGGCAAGCUCUGCUGUCAUUGAGUGUCUGGAAUUAGUAUCUUCAAAUAUGGUCGCUAUGAAUGGUGCUCCUGAACUUGUCUCAAAACUGACAGAUGCUGUGAGUAUGUUGGGGCAUGCCAAUUAUGACAUUUCUUUGAGAAGAAGAGAAUACCUUCGGCCUUACAUUCAAGAUGAUUACAAGCCAUUAUGUGGACAUAUGGUUCCUGUAACCAAACUACUUUUUGGAGACGAUCUUCAAAAAGAAAUGAAAGAAGUUCGUGAAACGAAUUUGAUAGCAAAAACUGUCAACAAAUCUAUGGGAAAUUACUCCUCCUACAACCAUAAUCGAUUCGACAAUAGUAAAAGUCAUCAUGGUGCCAGUGGUGGAUAUCAGAAAUACCCUUUUCGCGAAAGAGGUUUAAUGACAUCCAGUUUCCCUGGAACUAUAUAUGGGGUAUUGUAUUACAGAGAUUUAGAAAAUGAGAAAACUGUAGCUUUGAAACAUAAUAAAGGUAAUUUCGAAGCAUCUAUAAUUCUUGGAUCACUAGCCAAAAAAGAAUUAACUUGUAUUCCUACGUUUACAGUUCCAAUCGGGUAUAGCAUAGUAGAAAAACCAUUUCAAACAACAUAUCUACCAAUUAAUUCAACAGGGAUCAAAGAAAUCAAUUUAGAUGUAAAAGACGGACGUGGAAGAUAUUUAUAUCUUGGUGAAGAAGAAAUAUGUAUUCAAUUACACGUUUCCUCAUUUUCAUCCAAAAGUAUGUAA